Molecule: messenger RNA, 820 nt
Organism: Polypterus senegalus (gray bichir)
Lineage: Eukaryota; Metazoa; Chordata; Cladistia; Polypteriformes; Polypteridae
Product: lithostathine-1-beta-like
Exons: 9
Coding region: 99-719 (206 amino acids)
Source: RefSeq, a predicted model, not a curated record
AGAAUUUUAACAGUUGGAUAAACACUGAUUAGGUUAAACUGAAAAGAAAAACAUUAUUACACAUUGAAUUAUUUGGAGCAAAAUAAAGAUUUUCUAAAAUGAAAGCAAGUUUAUUGGUCCUACUUAUGAUAGCAUACUCAACAUGGAGCUGCUGUAAUGGAGACAACAAUAAUCAUGAUGUUUCAGGAGGCAACUGUGUUAAAAACAACGGAAAAGGCCACUGCUGUAAUGGAGACAACAGUGCAAAGGCCAAUUCAAGGGACAACUGCAACAAAAAUGGAAACAAUUUUGAGCUUCUUUCAUCAUCUGGCAACAAUUACAUACGUAGUAUCUUCUCAGUGGAUAAUGGUGAUUCUUCUCAAACAGGAUUCAGCCCACUUUUUUCUUGUGUUGUUGCACAACUUCAUUUUGUGUCUAAUAAUUUGACCUGGGCUGAUGCACAGAACUACUGCAGGACUAACUACACUGACCUGGUAACUAUUAAAAAAGAAAAUGAAACUCAGUCGCUUUUAAACAUCUCAGGAAAACAAGAAUUUUGGAUCGGGCUGAAACGUUACAAUGACAACUGGCAGUGGUCAAAUAAGGACGAAGUUACAUAUUCAAAGUGGAAAAGAGAUUUCUUCUGCGCUUUUGUCCAGUCUGAUGGCUCCUGGAAUGAUACAUUCUGUCAUGAAAAAUUUUACUUUCAUGUGCUACAAAGAAACAAACAACAUCAGUAGGAGGUAUUUCUGGAUAAAUGAGAGUGUGAUGUGGAGCAGAGCUCAGAACUACUGCCGAGUGAACUACAAAGACCUGGUCAGUAUAAGAAAUGAAAGUGAAA